Echinostoma caproni is the source of this 873-nucleotide messenger RNA. Lineage: Eukaryota; Metazoa; Platyhelminthes; Trematoda; Plagiorchiida; Echinostomatidae. The record is from the annotation of a GenBank genome assembly.
AUGUCAAAAAGUGUAAGUUUUAAGCCGAUCAACCCCUCUGAACCAACGGAUUUUGAUGUCAGUCCGCGACUGCGACUGUGGUCUGUUGGUGCAAAUGGAAUUCUGAUCGCUUCCGCAUCCGGUGUGAUUUUGUCCAUUCUCGCCACAUACAUUCAUCGGCCAUGGUUGGGGUUGAUGAACGCAUUGCACGAGAUGAUCAGCGCUCAUAUGACUCUGGGAUUAUUGCUUGUUCUCGGCGUGAUAUCUGUCGCACUGGGUGGAGUUGGACUUUAUACGAUACGAAAACGGUCAUCCCUCAUAUUGGGUCUACAAAUUUUUGCUCUGAUAUUCCUGGCUGUGUUGGAGGUUGGCGCAUUGUACGGUUUCCUGACGCACUGGCUGACCAAUCUAACUCUUGGAGUGACGUAUGCUGUUCAAUCAUUUCGACCGGGUCAAAUGGAUCCGGCCAGUAUAGCAGCAAUUCAAAGCAUUCUGCAUUGUUGUGGUCGAAGUUCUUAUGAAGAUUACUUCAUUGCCAAUGAAGAUAUUCCAAUGAACUAUGUUCCGUUCUCCUGCUGUGAUAUUUACAAACACGGUUCAGAAACCUGUCAUAACGCUUCUCUGACGACUAUGAAGGGGCGGGUCGGCAAAGCUCCCGAGUACGGCGUGGAUACAAAUCAGCUGAUUAUCCCCAAACACAUGGCUUUCGAUCGCGGAUGCCAAAGUUCACUCUACACUACAGUUCUCCCUUUACUGCUGAUCUUAUUUGGUGCGUUGCUUUUUUUCAACCUGUUGACUGCCAUAUCUAAUGGUGUUUACCUACACUACAGUUCUCAAGCAGAAAUGGACUCGAUUGAGUUCGUCGACGCGGCGCUGCGGGGUGAAUGUCAGUAA